Ilyonectria robusta is the source of this 1270-nucleotide messenger RNA. RefSeq lists its product as uncharacterized. The transcript has a single exon. Gene Ontology annotation, biological process: endosomal transport. Lineage: Eukaryota; Fungi; Ascomycota; Sordariomycetes; Hypocreales; Nectriaceae. Bases 305 to 1090 code for a protein of 261 amino acids. Gene Ontology annotation, cellular component: BLOC-1 complex. The record is from RefSeq and is a predicted model, not a curated record.
AAACAGUUUAUCUAAGUUAACAGCACUUACGUCUAGUUACAGGAUCCCCAGAGUGGAUGUAUGAAGAGUAAGCGUAAGUAACCCUCAAGUCUAAGCAUGUCCAUCCAAUCCAGAGCCGAAUAAUAGCAGCCAGUCCUUGGCCGCAUGAUGCACCCCCACCACCAUGCAGCAUCAGCUGCACAAGACGUAUCUGGUCAUCGGCAGUCCUGCAACGCUUCUUUGCUGUUUGUUUCUCUACUUGAAACCUCUCAUCUCGCAAAAAGUCACACAGCGAGAGAAAUAGAAAAAGGCCACUACCGCAAUCAUGUCAACCGCCGCCGCCGCCUCGUCCUCGUCGUCGGCCUCCCGCUCCCUCUCCCCGCGCCAGCCCACCUCCCCGCCGCCGUCCAUCGCAUCGCCGUCAACCACUCCGGCGCUCGCCCACGCUCCGGCGCCGGCACCGCCCCCGCCGUUCGCGCCGCUCCAGCCGACGCUCCCCUCGGCGGAGACGCAGCGGCAUGUGGCCGAGGCGCGGUCGGCCGUCGUGGCGACGCUGGAGAACAUGAUGGACUCGGAGCUGCAGUGGCGCGCGACGACGCUGCACGCCAACUCGGCCGUGCUGGGUCGUCAGGCCGCCGACGUCCAGCGCGCCACCGACGGCCUGCGCCGCGAGCGCGAGAAGCUCGCCCGCGAGGCCGACGCCGCCGCCCGCCGCCUCAAGGAGCUCGGCAACGUGCAGAACUGGGCCGAGGUGCUGGAGCGCGACUUUCUCGUCCUCGAGGAGACGGUGCGCCUGGCCAAUGGCGGGGGCAGCAGCUGCAGCUGUAGCGACUGCGGCAGCGGGAGCGAGACCGGGAGCGUCAUGAGCGACGACGACCACGGCGGCGACAGGAUGGACGUGGACGUGGGUAAGAAGCUGGAGGGCGCCCAUGACGAGCAUGGCGACCCGUCCAAGACGAGGGCUGACGAGGCCGAGAUGGCCAUCGACUCGGACGGCGCCACGGGGACGUGGUCUGAGGCGAGUCGCAGCUUGACGGAGCCGGCGUCCAGCACCGGCACGGGGAGAGGGGCCAAAGGCUCGGAUACCGCAUCGGUGUCGACGGCGUCAUGAGGAUGGGCAGCGGACCGACGAGCUCAACUGACGAACACGAGUGACUUGUAAAUGACGUGAGAAUGUGACGAUUACGGCCUUUGGACUGGUGUUGGGGAGUUACGGGUAUUAGCUUAGGGUGGUGGGACAUUCAUUUCCUGGGGGAACGACUCGGACCGUUGAUCAGAAUGCGAAUGAACA